GCUGAGCGUGUAGCCCUUUUUCCUAUUUGCUACACGUAGGUAAUCCAGAAUGAGUAACGCAUCGACGCACGCUCAUGACAACACCCAGCACCUGGGUGACGACCACAACGAUGCCGAGACAGAGGCAUCGAGCUUCGUGCCACAGCAGAAUGCUGGGCAGCCCAACGUGCCACUGAAUGCAGGAGAUAAUCAGAAUUUCGGGAAUCCGCCCGAGAAUGUCAUGCUUGCUUUCAUGACCCAGUUCCUACAGCAGAUGGCCAAUGCGCCGAUGUUCCAACAGCCUCAGCCGCCACGACGGCACAUCACCUUCAAGACGCUGAAGGAUAACGGAGCGGAGGAGUUCCUUGGGGAUAGAGUGGCCGAACCUCAAGUGGCUCUUGAUUGGAUUGAACAGGUGACUAGGGUGCUCAAUGACCUGGAUGUACCGGUUGUAGAUCAUCCAAAGUUGGCAUCUUAGCUACUCCGCAAGGGAGCAUACGAGUGGUGGAAGCGCGUUGACAGUGAACCGCAGACGCCAAAACCUUGGACAUGGGCAUAUUUUGACCGGGCUUUCAAGAAGGAGUACAUUCCAGCUCGAUUCCGAGAGGAGAAGCGGUCAGAAUUCCUGGAGCUGGAAAAUUAAUGUGUUUGAAUACCAAUUUGGUAGCAACCCGAUCCGCGGAUCCUUGUAUUCGG
This is a messenger RNA of Cuscuta campestris, 675 nucleotides long. The record is from the annotation of a GenBank genome assembly. NCBI's taxonomy places the organism in Eukaryota, Viridiplantae, Streptophyta, Magnoliopsida, Solanales, Convolvulaceae.